Loa loa (African eye worm) is the source of this 258-nucleotide messenger RNA. RefSeq lists its product as hypothetical. The transcript has 3 exons. The coding region runs from base 1 to 258 and encodes 85 amino acids. The record is from RefSeq and is a predicted model, not a curated record. Lineage: Eukaryota; Metazoa; Nematoda; Chromadorea; Rhabditida; Onchocercidae.
AUGGCAAAGCUAGUCGCAUUUCUUCUUUUCGUCAUUUAUUGUGGUGCAGCGCCGGGUGGUGGAAAUGCCGGAAGAGUUAUGGCGAUUGUUAUGCAUGGUGAAGCUGACAAGUUAUGGGACAAUGACCAAUUAAUAGGGACAAUGCAAUUAGAAUCAACAUUGACAAAUUAUGGCACAAUUGAGGAUGGAAGAUUGCCUGCUUUGGAGAGGAAUCCGAUGCUUUUCGUAAGAAACACUCUUGAAUUGAUAAAGCGAUAA